Paramisgurnus dabryanus is the source of this 2271-nucleotide messenger RNA. It is a transcript of the gene oacyl, whose product is annotated as O-acyltransferase like. Lineage: Eukaryota; Metazoa; Chordata; Actinopteri; Cypriniformes; Cobitidae. The record is from RefSeq and is a predicted model, not a curated record. Gene Ontology annotation, molecular function: acyltransferase activity, transferring groups other than amino-acyl groups.
AACUGCCGAACACCCCAAAAGAAAAGCUUUACAAAAUGCUACAGUUAAGAUGGACUUCUGUCACUUUGUCGUUGCUGUUUUUAUGCCAUGCCGGAUGCUCCUGGAAUGUGUCCCUAAAAUGCAUGCAGGACACAACAGCGUUUCUUACGGAGUUAGAAAAGGAGACGCCUAGCAAAUAUGCAGUACAGAUGUAUGAUGCAUUUGGAAAGAUUGGAAGUGAUGUGGAGGGAGGCAAUGUGAAUCGACCGGGAUCUUUGAGAGAGUGUAUGUCUGUGAGGGGUCCGGACUUCGGGGGUCAGUACUGUCAGGUGUUCCUCAAACAGGACAGGGUGGAAUAUUUUGUGGGUAUUUGUGUACCGGAUUCAUGUGAGGAUUCUGAGGUUCAGACACUUGUGGUUUAUGAGGCGUUUGAGCAGGGACGAAUCUCUUUGCUUCCUCCUUUGCCUUCGGUCUUACUGCCUGAUUCUACAUUGGGAAUCUUUAUGACUCAGUGUAUUGCAGAUUCACCCAAUUCAGAUCCAUCUGCUGUGGUCUGUCUGUUUGUGUGUGCUUUGGUCUUGGCUCUUCCUCUUGUAUCUUCCAUUUGUGUGGCCUUACUUAAAAGGAAGAGACACAGAGAGGUGAAGCCAGAGGUGGGACUUCCUCCUACCUCAAAACCCAGCCAAUACGGAGCUGUCUUGACUAACGGCUCAGCCAAUCAGAGCAAAGAACGCAGUGCCGUCUGGGAAACCACACAAGCUAGGGAUCAGAAUGCAGAAAACGAGCGACCGGGCAUUGCUAAGAUUAUGUUGUCGUGCCUGCAGGCUUUUUCUGUGCAGAAGAGCAGUGAGGGGGUGCUGGCAACAGAAGGUUCUGGAAACAGUUAUUCCUCUCUAAACGGCAUCCGUAUCCUCAGUCUGCUCUGGAUCAUCUCAGGCCACACCGUGCAGAUCAGUGCUUGGAGCAACUUGGACAAUGAUAAGCGAUGGAAGGAGAUGGUGGAGAAAAACCCCUUUUAUGUGUUUGGCUUCAGUGGGCCGGUGUAUCUGGCUGUUGACUCUUUUCUGCUGUUGGGUGGUCUCCUGAGUGCUAAAUCGCUGCUGAACUCCAUUCAGAGAUCAGAAAACACUUUUAGCUCACGUCUGGUGGUCCAUUUCCUCUUCAAGAGAUACAAAAGGAUUCAGCCUCUCCAUCUCUUCAUCGUGUGCCUGACAAUUGGAUUAUUCUCUGUUGUCCAGAGAGGAGUCUUCUGGUUUAUAGCUGAGGAUGAGAUCAUCAGCUGUAAGAAAUAUUGGUGGUCGAACCUGCUCCUGAUCAACAACCUCUUCACUAUAUCAGACAUUUGUGCACCCUGGACGUGGUAUCUCUCCGUAGACUUCCAGUUUUACGCAACAACACCUUUUCUUAUAUUUCUCUAUAGACUGAAUAAAACUGCACUUAUCGUAGUGUCUGUAGUUCUCCUGAUGUUGUCCUGUACGACCGGGGCUCUUAUAACCAGUUUCCUGCAGCUCCCUGUCCACCAGCCCACCACACUGGCAUAUGAAAGCUACUUUCAGUAUUAUUACAAUAAACCCUACACAAGAUAUGGGCCGUACUUACUGGGCAUUCUUGCUGGAAUUUAUAUGACAUCCAAGAAAGAGACCCUUAUUAAGAAACAGUGGCAGGCAGUCAUCGGUUGGUUCUCCUCCCUGUCAAUCAUGGCUCUGUUAGUGGGAUUGGCCUACGUGUUGCGAGAAGUCCCGCCCCACCCAUCACUUCCUCAUGCUGUUUAUCAAGGGUCACACCGUACGCUGUGGGCUCUGGCUCUCAUCUGGGUCAUCCUGGCUUGUGAGGAAGGAUACGGAGGGUUUGUGGAUAAAAUCCUGUCUCUUAGACUGUGGGUUCCUCUGUCUAACAUCAGUUUUGCCUGUUAUCUGAUACACCCCAUCAUUAUUAUACUGUACAAUGGCAAACAGGAGACAGGGGUGCACUACACAGACCUCAACUUUUGUUACCUGUUUCUGGGUCACCUGCUCUUGACUAUCCCUUUAGGGUUUGUUUUAACUGUGCUAAUUGAAAAGCCGUAUCUCUUCUUGAUGAAAUCAAAAUAAUAAGACCUGUUUAUAACAUACUGAGAUGACUGAUAAAGGACUGAAGGUAGAGUUACAUGUAUUUAUUUGUUAUCUUGUGCAGUAUGAAUCAUGUAGAUCACUGUUUAUGAAUUGUUUUAGACCUUUGCUUUAGUUAUUUAAAUACAUGAUGAAAGCUAUAAAGAUGUACAGAAUAAACAUGAGAGUUUCAAAUCAAUGAUAA